Aspergillus nidulans FGSC A4 is the source of this 7452-nucleotide messenger RNA. Its product is annotated as Beige/BEACH domain protein. NCBI's taxonomy places the organism in Eukaryota, Fungi, Ascomycota, Eurotiomycetes, Eurotiales, Aspergillaceae. The record is from RefSeq and is a predicted model, not a curated record. The transcript is spliced from 8 exons. Bases 1 to 7452 code for a protein of 2483 amino acids. Gene Ontology annotation, cellular component: cytoplasm.
AUGAACCAGGCCGUUUCCCUGUCGCCGCACUCCUCGCUUACCCAAAGCCCUUUUGUCGAGUUCGCGCCGGUUAUCGAUGAGCUGAAAUCUAUUUGCGAUGAUUAUAUCGACAUAAGCCUUACAGGUACGGUUACCGAGUGUCUGCUCCGGCUGCGCCACACGUUGAUCGAUAAUCCGCGUCCUACGGAGGCGAAGGAGUUAUUCCGGCAACUCAGCGGCUUCCAGACGCUACUGAGUCUUAUCAGAAAGCUUUCGGAGAUUUAUACCCCAAGUGUGCACACUAAGGAAGAGAGGCGGAGCUUGCUGGCGGUCUACAAAGACUGCUUGACAAUUCUUGCUGAAUGCCUCAGAGAUCAUCUAGGAAAUAAAAGGCAUUUUGCUAAUCGAAUCCCUGGCGGAGGGCAACUAGUUCUCGAAGAGGCGUUCUCCACACUGAUACUAAAGCUAGAUGCUGCACAAGGCGAUGUGGAAUAUUUCUGCGGUAGUGUUCUCGCAGCGUCACUGUGUCAAGAGACCGUAGUGGAUGUUUUCACAGCACUCUCAACAAAGCUCCAGAAAACAGACGAGUCAGAGAUAACUCCCGAUGCUGUCGAGAAGGAAGUCGGGCGCUUUAUAGGAGCGUCAGAUAUUAUUGAAGCACCGGAGCUUUUGGGUCCAUUCCUACGAGUAUGGCUGAAGCAUUCGUUCUUAUUUAAGCCCGUGCAGACGGUUUUGCGGCUAGCUGUACCAUCGUGCCUCAACCGACUGGCCACACAGUCUCAACGGAAUGUCAUGAUUUUGCAUAAUACAGGCGCAUUUAGUCUGACUCUUCCGCUUUUACUCGGUGAGAACCUCCUGAGAACGGAGAAGCUGUUUUAUCAAGAACUUGCUCAACAGCUAUGCACCCAAGGAACCAAGAAUAUGGACGACGCGGUAUAUCUCUACAAAAAGGCUCACAAAUGUCCAAAGGCGUUAAAGUUUCUAGUCGAUGUGCUCAAACGCUCCAAGGAGCCUCCACUGAUUCAGUUUGAUCUAUCCUUGUAUGGCUUUUCGUCCUUGGAGUUUGCAACAAUAGGUCGUUCCUUUCCUCCUGUUACUACCAACGGAUUUACUCUUGCGGUCUGGGCUCGCUUUGAUCAUUUCGACCCAAGCACGCAUACAACCAUUUUCGGCGCAUUCGACUCUAGUCAAACCUGCUUCAUUCUGGCAUAUCUGGAAAAAGACACUCGCAACUUCAUUCUUCAAACUUCAAUUAAAGGUUCACGCCCAAGCGUGCGAUUCAAAUCCAUGGCGUUCGAGCCUAAUAAGUGGUAUCAUAUCUGUGUGGUGCACAAAAAACCAAAACCACCGUCUCACUCUCGUGCUUUGCUCUUCGUUGACGGGGAGUUCAUCGAGCAGCAGAAGAUCGAAUAUCCAUGCGUACCUUUACCGAGUGCUCAGAAUCGCUCGCCGCGAGUUCAAGCUUUCUUCGGCACUCCUCGGGAUCUGGCCAUGAAACUCGGAAGGGGAGUGUCGUCUAGCCGGUGGUCUUUGGCGAAUGCUAUCCUCCUUGGCGAGGCACAUAGCGACGAUAUGAUAGCGGUUUUCUACAACCUUGGCCCUCGGUAUUACGGUAACUUUCAAGAUUGUUUAGGUUCUUUUCAGACCUACAAAGCAUCUGCAACACUAAAUCUUCGUAACGAGCACUUACAUCCUGGCAAGGAAGAACAAUCGGAUAUCGUUAUUGCGAUCCGUCGGAAAGCAAGCACGUUGGUUCGCGAAAGUGGUAUUCUGAUCAACGUUUCUGCCCGGUCUAUUCUUGAUGAUGACGACAGCAACGCUAUGGACGGAUCCCAGCUUGUCAAGUCUCUUUCAAAACAAGCAAGGAAACUGCUUAAUCAAUUCACAAAAGGCGGAGGUAACGCAAUAGCUAUUAAUGGCGCCAGCCCUGCAAUCAAUGAUGCUCUAAUCCAACCUCACGGUGUCGGCAUCUUGACGGGCGAUCCAGUUGUUACCUCGCCACACUCUCUCGAUGACAUGAGCUGGCGCAUCGGUGGCUGUGCCUCAGUUCAUCUGAGUCUCAUUUAUUCAGCUUCCUCCAUUGAGUCUACUCUUCUUGCAGUUGAAGCGUUAUACGAGGCAGUGCAGGACAGUUGGCGAAAUAGUGAAGUAAUGGAAAAAGAAAAUGGCUAUGGAAUCCUCGCUACAAUACUUCGAGAGAAACUUGGUUAUGGGUGGGCCUCGACCAAAGUGGCCGCCGUUUGUUCCAACGAUGAGCAACGGUCUGCUCUGUCUCUUGAUCUUCUACGGCUGACUCUGAAGUUUGUUGGGUACGACUUUGAACAGCCAACCCGCUCGAUAAUCACGAAUCCCCUCGCUUAUAGGGUAUUGCUCGUGGACCUAGAGAUCUGGAAAUACGGCGCGCCUUCUCUGGUAGAACUGUACUACUCACAGUUCUGCGUAUUUGCGAGGGAGAGUCAGUUCCGCCGGUUUAACUCCAAGCGCCUUGCGCGGAUGCGUGUUAACAAGAAAUUGCUCGAGGCUCUUAAAGGAGGAAGCGUCUCGUCGCAAGUGCUGCGGCCAUUUGUUUCUGCGUUCAGGUCAUUGAUGGAGAGUUGUUUGUCAGCUGAUUUGCUUCGCUCUUUAGCUCUGUUUAUCACACAUGCACUACACAAGCCCAAAGAGUCCAGCGGAUUGCAGAAGAAGAAAAGUAUGCGAUUUAGGACGAAUUCAGGGCGGCAGGGUUUCCCAUCUAACAAAGGCCCGAGUAUGUCUACAAGUCAGGUUGCUACUGAAAUGCUACGAAUGCUCUGUUCACUUGUCUGCGACACCCGUGACCUGGCGCUAAUAAAGAAAUUCGCCAGAACCGUUACAAAUAAGUGGCUUCUCUAUCUCAUGUGUGAAGACGAGCCAGAAAUCGUUGUUCUAGCAAGUAGGAUCCUCGCUAAGGUGCUUGUGACCAACGGCAGCACUUAUAACAAGAGGUUUAAGGAAAAGAAUAAUGGGUAUAUUAUCAUGCGAGGCUGCUUGAGACGAUGGUGGAACAUUCCUAUCUUAUGGCCCCUUUGCUUCUCGGUCCUCUUUGGUAUAGAUCUCGGUACAACGAUGGCUGACAGACUAUUCGACAAUGCUUCACUUUGCCGAGUAUUAAUGGCGAAUGAAGUCAAAGUUUGUUUUCCUGAGAUAUUUCCCGUCAUUGCGGACAUGAUGCGAAGUGCUCUGAGGAAGUCUGUCAUGGCCCAUGGGAGUCUGCACGGUCUUGACCUAGACCAAACUGCUCGGCCCCUCAUGGCUCACCCCGUACCCGUCGAUACAAAUGAUCAGGAAGCGUUACUUCUUGCAACGGUUAUUGAAUUCCUUGCCGGCUUGCACCUGAAAUCAGAGGGCUUUCGUGAGUUCGCGUCCAAAUCCGAGUACGCAGAAGACGUGCUUUCUGUCCUUUUCCCUGUUGUCGUCGGUUCGGACUCUGUCAGUGCAGACAUAGAAUUAUCUUACCGAGUGAGUGGCCUCGGCCUCGAUGAUCAUAACUCCAGAGCCAGCCCUCCUCAAUCGCGGAACACAAAUGAGCUGCACACAACGACCGUUGAGCACUCCGGGACCCGCGAUGAGACUAGCUCAUCUUUACCCCGAUCGUCCUCCUUCAUCCUCGUAUCACAACAUGGAGGGAAACAAUCACGUUCUCCCUUGCAAAUAAAGCAUUCGUUUGCUCUAGGGAGUAUGGAUAUUGAAGGGCUCACAGAGCAUCCAUUUCUUUCGCGUAUUCUAUGCCUAAUAUUGUCAAUCUUCUCAGAGCAACUCUUGGAGCGGAAAGACUUCUCUGGGUUGGGUCUUUUUUCCAAGACGCCGCCGGGCUUUCUGGAACACCAAGCAUACUUUAACUCUUGGGUGUUAACAAAACUGCUUCAAAUGUUGAAGGACGUCGCGUUCUCAAAGACUGAGUUGUUAGCAGAGCCACGCGUUAUUACCAACUUGGGACGUUUCACAACUCAUUUAGCGGAAGCGACAUUAGAAGGAUGGUUUAUCGACGGGGCGAUGGCGACUCUCGAAUUUUCGGGAACAAUUCUGGAAUAUCUUCAACGGCCGGAUGUCUCGUCCCUGAAGAGCAUAAGGCUAUGUAGCCAGAUUAUCGCUACAAUCCGCUCAAACUUAUUCCGCGUUGUUCUAGUUAAGCUUUCCGAGGUUCAAGGUCCGGAUGCGUUGUCCUUUCUCAACUGCCUGUCCUACUGGCAAGUGGUACUCCUUCAGGCAGGCGAGUCCCAAGCGGACAAUUUGCAACUGCUGUGCUAUCUUCUUUACACCAAGUUGAUAGAUGAGAACAAGGACGUCCGUGUGGCUGCUGCGGGUCUUUUCCGAGUUAUCAUGGUUCAGAAGCCAGCCGAACUAUUCGUGAUACUGAACCAUGCAGCAGUUCCCCUUCAAGAACGUCUUUCUGGGGGCUUCGAAGCCCUUGCAGGCAUGGAUGACGCUGCCUUCUUGGAAUGGAUAGACAACCACGCAGACGAUUUGAAUACCUUAUUCCUGGGAAAUGUUUCAAAAUCAUGGGAAGACUUCAUACACCAGCAAAAUACGGCCAUAGAGACUUCGUGGCGUAUCCGGAUGACGAAGCGCCAUGAAAGGCUCAAACAGAUAAGCCAAAUGGAGAAAGCAAGAGAUGAAGUGACGCGCAGGCAUGAAGUCACGUUUCCUCAUUGGAGCUCGAACAUAGCCAACUCUGAGCUUUUGAGAUAUCAUAGGGCCCUACAAGACCAGCAGGAUAGCCAUGUUUUUAUGUGGAACGAAUUCUUUCGGUUAACGCUUGACUUACGACGAUUUGGAGGCAUUCUGGCAGAAGAAAAAGAGAGGAAAUGGCGACUAGACCAGACUGAAGGAAGGAGCCGCAUGCGACUACGCAUUGUCCCCGACGACACAAAGGAGAGACAAGACUAUCAACCGAAACGCAAAGCAUCGGAACCUCCUGUUGUUAAGGUGGACGCAUCAGGGCCCUCUAACGGCAAGACUCUUGCUCCCCCGUUGGAUGAUGAGCGAUCAACUGACAGUUCUCACGGCAUUGGGCCUGACAAUGCGAGUGUCAUGGAAGAAAGCUUCGAGAUGAUCAGUGAUCCAGCGGCGGAUCUCGAAGACUAUGACGACAAGAACCGGAAAGUUAUGAGAAGCUUACAUCGCGGCGAUGAAGUCGAGAAUCUUUGCAAUGUUUCCCGGAUUGUUGGGUUAGAAGCCUUUGAAGGGCUACUAAUUCAAGGCAAAGACCAUAUAUACAUCCUUGACAAUUUCUUCCAGAGAGUCGAUGGCGAAAUAGUCAACGUUUCGCAAGCUCCCAGUGACGAGCGUGACCCUUACGUCCGCAUGAUUGCCGGCAGAGAAGCCAGUGAGCGUAAACCCCAGGAAUACGAAACUAGAAGCUGGAAAUGGACGGACCUCGUUAGUAUAUCCAAGAGACGAUUCCUGUUUCGGGAUGUUGCGCUUGAGAUCUUUUUUACCGAUGGAAGCAGCUAUCUGUUGACGCUCAUUUCAUCCAAAGCUCGAGAUAUUUUGUGCAGCCAGCUUGCUGGCAAGGCUCCGCAAGUUACAGGAAACGUUGGACACUCGCGGCCGGAGGAUAUAUGGCGGUUUGAGACUCUCAGAAGUUCUGAAGACGCGCCACAAUCUCUUGGCUCAAAGUUUGCCAGCGUCUUCGGGCACUCGCCGGUUUAUCCAGCAACUCGUAAAUGGGUAAAGGGGGAGAUCUCCAACUUCCAUUACCUUAUGUUGAUCAACACACUCGCCGGUCGGACAUUUAACGAUUUAACGCAGUAUCCGGUUUUCCCCUGGGUGAUUGCCGACUAUACGAGCCAGGAGCUGGAUCUCACCAAUAUGAAAAGCUUCCGUGACUUAUCCAAGCCGAUGGGCUGCCAAACACCGGAACGAGAGGCUGACUUUAGAGAACGGUAUCAAGCUUUUGCGGAAAUGGGUGACGGUGAUUCACCACCAUUUCAUUACGGGACUCAUUAUUCUUCAGCGAUGAUUGUGAGCUCCUAUUUGAUUCGCUUGCAGCCUUUUGUGAAGUCGUAUCUUUUACUGCAGGGAGGGACUUUCGACCAUGCUGACCGUCUCUUUUAUUCGGUCGGCAAGGCUUGGGAGUCCGCCUCACGAGGCAACAUGUCAGAUGUGAGGGAGUUAAUACCAGAGUUCUUCUAUCUCCCUGAGUUCCUAGUCAACUCCAACAAGUACGACUUUGGAGUGCUUCAAAACAUGGCAACAACAAUUGACUCGGUGGAAUUGCCACCGUGGGCGAAGGGUGAUCCAAAGAUUUUCAUAGCCAAAAACCGAGAAGCGCUGGAAAGCCCUUAUGUGACACGGAAUUUGCACCAUUGGAUUGAUUUGGUCUUCGGAUGCAAGCAAAAAGGCGAGGCUGCUGUCGAAGCGGUCAAUGUUUUCCACCAUCUCUCCUACCAAGGUGCUAAGGAUCUCGACGCUAUAAAUGAUCCCGUUGAGCGGCUUGCCACCAUAGGGAUUAUUCACAACUUUGGGCAGACACCACAUCAGAUAUUCAAUCGACCCCAUCCUCAAAGUGAGGUACAUAAGCACAAGACUCUACGGCUAGAUACUCUCGCUGAGUCGCUUACCCAGCUUCCUAUCGCGCUCCUAGAAACUGGAGAACGAGUUUCGUCUCUAUGCAUGAGGAACGACCGUUUACUGUGUACCGCUGCGUUGCGACUCAACAUACCACCAAAUUAUGAUAAGUAUUUGGAAUGGGGAUUCUUUGAUGGUAGCGUCAGAUUCUAUUCCACAGACAAUCGAAAGCUUCUUGGCCACUUCGAGCACCUUCACGUGGGCCAGCUGACCGCUGCAGCCUUCGCGGACUCCCGAACGCUGGUUACUUCAGGCGCCGACUGCACCGUCUCAAUAUGGACCUUCACGGCAAAUUCAAGAUCUGUUGACCUGCAACCUGCGGGAUCUUUGUUCGGGCACCGCACACCAGUGACUGUACUUGCAGUGUCCCGGUCCUUUAGCACCCUGUUGUCUGCGUCGAUCGACGGUCAGCUUAUGCUCUGGGAUUUAAACCGUCAGUGCUUUUUGCGGGAGCUUCCAUUGAAAGGGCCUGUUGAUUGUGCCCAAAUCAAUAAUGUGACUGGAGAAAUCGCUGUUUGUCGAGGGAACCGCAUCACGCUAUACUCGCUGAAUGGAGCCGUAUUGCUUGAACAGGUAGUCUGCGAGUCAUCCGAUGAUACGACGUUGGCCUGUGUUUUCUACGAAGGAGUCGGCGACGAAUGGCAAGAGCGCGAGCUGGUCUUUACCGGCCAUAAAAGGGGUGUUGUCAAUGUCUGGAGCAAGAUCAUCAGAAAUGGUCGCUUUGAGCUGGAGUUGAUCCGCCAGCUCCAUCACAUUGAUAACAACCGCGACAACGGUGCAAAUAUAGCCGCCGGAAUUAGUUGUAUCCAGGCGUUUCCCCAAGUUGUCUAUACUGGCGAUGAAGCGGGAAGAGUGUAUGAGUGGAGCUGUGUCCAACGCCGAUGA